Molecule: messenger RNA, 849 nt
Organism: Penicillium longicatenatum
Lineage: Eukaryota; Fungi; Ascomycota; Eurotiomycetes; Eurotiales; Aspergillaceae
Product: O-methyltransferase
Exons: 3
Coding region: 1-849 (282 amino acids)
Molecular function (GO): O-methyltransferase activity
Source: RefSeq, a predicted model, not a curated record
AUGUCUGCACGACCGGCCUCGCCCCCUGCUCACGCCCGCCCUGGGGAGACUUCUAAUGAAGAUCACCGGACAAGAAGACUUCUCCGCUGGGUCUUCGCUCAAGAGAAUCUUGAUGAAGUCCGUGGACACCCCGACAAGGUCCUAGCUCUCAUCGACGAGUUCAGCAAGGAAGAGCGCAUGAUGACUGUCGGCCAAGAAAAAGGCAAGCAAGUUCUAGAUGUGAUCGACAAAGUCAAGCCAGAAACCAUGAUCGAGCUUGGUUGCUUCGUUGGCUACUCUGCGAUCCUAUUUGGUGACGCAUGUCGGCGCAACGGCGGCAAGCGGUACCUCAGUCUGGAGUACAACCCAGAAUGGGCCGCGGUUGCGAACAUGCUCAUUGAGCUCGCAGGUCUCCGCAGCUUCGUUACUGUCCUCGUCGGUCGCAGCGACGUGACCCUCGACAAGCUCUACAGAACCGGCGAUGUAAAGCAGAUCGAACUCAUGUUCAUUGAUCACUACAAGCCUGCCUACUUGACAGAUGUCAAGCUCUGUGAGCACCACGGCAUGAUCGUGCCAGGCUCCGUGCUGGCUGCUGACAAUGUCCUUUACCCGGGUAACCCACCGUACUUGGAAUACGUCCGGAGUACAGUCGAACAGAAGCGGGAAGCUGCGAAGCAGGGCCCCACUAAGGGAUAUAACACGGAAGGCAUGCGCGAGCGUACCGUGAACUCCUUCAUGCCUGAGGGUGAUGUGCCAUUCCUUGAGACGGUCGGUAACCCCAAUCUCGUAUACCAGAGUGAACUUCGGCAACCGGAAGGGCAUCGGGAUGCAAUUGAAGUGACACGAUGUGUGGGUGUGCAGGAAGCAUAG